UAUCAAAGCUUCCUACAGGCUAAUGAAGACACGCGAUACGUUUGUCGUGCAGCCAACGAUAUUCGAUUCACGUAUACGCUCUUUUGUGGCUUCUCGAAAACGUUUCAUGUCUACCUUAGUUGAUGUGUUAGUUCAUGGUGCAAAGUGUAUGUAAACAAUGGCUGAUCCGACCAUUCAGACGUUUUGUUGCCAUCACGGUAAUGGCACCGAUAUGGCUAUCGCCAUCAUGGAAGAGUUUGAUACAAACGCUUACAAUGGUGUUUGUAUAAUGUCAUCGACUUUGGGAAUACUUGGAGCUCUUUAUCAGAUUUUGCCACGGGAAGAAUUUUCGAACAAUCAUAGGUGGUAUUCAUUUUCGGCUAAAAGAGGGCGAAAAAUCAUAGUAUGGUUAGCAGUUGCUGAUCUUUUGGCAUCUUUAGGUGUUUUUACACGAUCUAUGAUAUGGUUGAAUUAUAAAAAUAUUAUGCCCUCUUCACAUGAUGAUUCCAGCGUGGUAUUUUGCGCAGUAUCGUCGGCACUCACUCAGUAUUUCUAUACUGCAACGUGGGUAUGGACAUUAUGCUAUGCCAUAGACAUGCGGUUGAUCCUAACACAAAAAGAUAGUCAUACGAAGUUGUACCAUCUGACUGCUUGGCUAAUACCUGCCGUUACUACAAUUGUUGGAUUAGUCCUGUUGUACACACCAGAUGCUAACUGUCAUAUGCCAUCGACUUUGGGAACAACCAUCCUGAGAAUUCUUCCCAACUAUAUCGCAACUUACGUCCCGAUACUAACAGUAAUGAUAGCAAAUCCAUGUCUAUAUAAAUCAUCAACGAACGAUAUGGAGAGAAUAAUCACUAGCUCUUUCGGUCAAUUUACAGCCAAAGAAAGAGAAAUUAUCAGAGCAAUAAAAAUAAAGUUUUCUGUGAUAAAUAUUGUAUUCUAUGUAUGUUGGUUACCUAACUUGGUGAAUGGUAUUUUGUUAUGGGCAUUAUGGUUUCAUCUGCCUAUUAGAAUUGUUAUAUCAAUAUGGUAUAUAAUGGCAUUAGUGAACCCCCUGCAAGCCUUGUUCAAUUGUAUCGUCUAUAGGAGAUGGAGUAGUGGUACUGAGCGGGUCAUCUUGCCCUGGCGCCAGAUCGAAAAAGACGAUGAAGAUGUCAAAAAUAGCAUUAGCUCAAAAUCAUCUGAAGAAAAGGAGGAGAUUUACCCGCUGUUAAAAAAUACUCCUACAAAUAGUGUUAAUUUGUACAAAAGUAUAUCUUAAAACGGUUUUUAUUUAUUAAAGUUAGUUUUUGUUU
Molecule: messenger RNA, 1277 nt
Organism: Diabrotica balteata
Lineage: Eukaryota; Metazoa; Arthropoda; Insecta; Coleoptera; Chrysomelidae
Source: the annotation of a GenBank genome assembly